AUGGCGCCCACAGUCAGACAAUAUCACCUCUACCCAACAGACCAUAUUCCCAACUCGCCUCGACCCCUGCUUCACUAUAAGAAUGUUCUAGCCACUAAGCUUGGCAAAGCAUAUUGUGACCCUGUUGAGGUCUGGGAUAUGUUCACCAAGAACGAAUGGAACGUGGCUUGGAUAUUCCGGUAUAGUGAUACGCAGCUAUCCCAUUUUCACUCUGAAGCUCAUGAGUCUAUGGCUGUUCUGUCUGGAACUGCUUUGAUUCGGUUCGGUGUUGCCGAUCUAUCAGAUAACCUACAUCAAAACACAUAUGGUUCGGCCUGGGAAAGUGGUGGUAUUACACUAGAAGCAGAGGCUGGCGAUAUCUUUAUUAUACCUGCCGGUAUUGCGCAUAAGACAUAUAGUACCAAGCCUAAAGCCUCUUUCAAGCUUCUAUCUCCUGGAAGUGCUCAUGGCAUUGAGGCCGACGACCCCAGGAAAAGUCUUUCUGAACUCGAUAUUGAUGGCUAUACUAUGAUGGGCGCAUAUAAUGGGGGCGAUUGGGAUUUUGUCCAGAAAGGGGGCGUUUUUGAAGAGUCAUGGGUUGUCCCUAAGCCGACGCUUGACCCUGUCUUUGGUGACGGGGAACAAGGGUUAGUCAAAGCAUGGGCAGGCAAUGGACAGACUGCGCUUGGCCGCAAGGUCUCUUUCAAGGAUGGCAUCGCCACACACGCUCCGUUGGCUCCAAUCUCUAAACUCUAA
Messenger RNA from Fusarium redolens, 735 nucleotides. RefSeq lists its product as uncharacterized. Lineage: Eukaryota; Fungi; Ascomycota; Sordariomycetes; Hypocreales; Nectriaceae. The record is from RefSeq and is a predicted model, not a curated record. Bases 1 to 735 code for a protein of 244 amino acids. The transcript has a single exon.